This is a messenger RNA of Diospyros lotus (date-plum), 2941 nucleotides long. Its product is annotated as scarecrow-like protein 30. The record is from RefSeq and is a predicted model, not a curated record. NCBI's taxonomy places the organism in Eukaryota, Viridiplantae, Streptophyta, Magnoliopsida, Ericales, Ebenaceae. Bases 370 to 2556 code for a protein of 728 amino acids. Gene Ontology annotation, molecular function: DNA-binding transcription factor activity; sequence-specific DNA binding. The transcript has 2 exons. Gene Ontology annotation, cellular component: nucleus. Gene Ontology annotation, biological process: regulation of DNA-templated transcription.
UUCGUUUGUAACUCAUUUUCUUCAUCGACCAAUCCGAAAAACCAUAAGGUGAUUCUUUUGGUACCGACGACGAACGCCGCCCCCCUCCCAAAGACCGCCACUGAGUAUCCGACGGCAAGGAGAAACUGCGAGAACCACGGCGCUAGUGUCUGGCAGGCACUUUAUGAAAACUACGAAUUCCAUUGUAUCUCUUAAUUGGAGUUGACUCCAAAUAGAAGCGAUUCUUCUGUCCAUCCUCUUUCUCAAGUUGAAAUGUUGGCGUUUGCCUCUUGAAAGCGACGGCAUCUCUUCGAUUUUUGAGCGCUGAAAAUUGAAAAGGAGUUUUCGUUUUCUUCUUUACUUUAUUAAACUCUAGGCAAUUCAAAUUCCAUGGAUAAUCCUGCCCGAGAAUAUCAACAUUCCAAUUCAAUAGAUGUGUUUGGCUUCGACCACGUGUUGCUUCCUACCUUUUCGGAUCGAAAUCUCGUGGAGAAUCUAUUUGAGCCCAGCAAUGUGGUUGAUUCAAAUCAUCAUCAGUUUUAUUUCCUUCCAAAUGAUCCUAAUAAUCGUGGUAAUUUAGCUCCAUCUGAGGGAAAUGUCUCCGAAGCUGUGCUCAAGUGCAUAAGCCAGAUGCUCAUGGAAGAUGAGGACUUGGAAAAUAGGCUUGGUGUCGUGGAGAAUAGCUUGGCUCUCCAAGAAGCUGAGAAAUCCUUGUAUGAUGUUCUUGGUGAGAAGUACCCACCUUCCCCAGAUCGAAACAGGGGAAAGCCCGAUGAAAAGGUCCAUAUCCCGGAUGAUGAUUGGAGUGGAACUUGCAGUAGUCAUGGCAUUAGCAGCUCUGGUAGUGUGAACAAUGUUGAUUAUUCCAAUUUGAUUGGUGAUCAGAACAAAUUUGGAUCCUACCACAACUUUGGCUACGCCACGAGGUCUAAUUCUUCUAGUGGUUUAUGUGAUGGUGUUCGUGGGACCAUGGGCUUUCUUAUUGAUUCAUUUCAGGUUUUAGUUCCAUCCAAUGAGAGCCAAGCCAUCUCGCAAUUCUCGGGAGGGGAAGGAAAAUUUUCGCUGGUUGUUCCUGAGGAGGAUCGUGAGAAUUGUGAUUUGGAGCAAAAAUACAAGAACCUAAGGCUACUGCUUGAUGUUGAGGAGAACUCGAAGGGGAGCUCGCAGUGUAAAUCAAGGGGAAAGAAAAGUCAUUACCGAGAGGAUGCUGAGUGUUUGGAAGAAGAAGGCUCAAGUAACAAGCAGUUGGCCGGUUGUGCUGAUGACUGCGAUGAGCAACUCGAGAUGUAUGAUGAGGUGUUGCUUUGUCCUGCUCUGAAUUCUCAUUUACAGGAGUCGUCAGCUUGUUUUUGUAUUGAAGGCCUACAGAGUAGCAAGAAUUGGCAGUCAAAUGGAAUGAGAAGAGGCAGGCCAAGAGGUAAGAAACAGGGAAGGAAAAGGGAAGUAGUGGAUUUUAUGCGUCUCCUAACUCAGUGUGCACAAGCUGUGGGAAACAAUGAUAGCAGACCGGCUAAUGAACUGCUGAAGCAGAUUAGACAACACUCUUCUCCCAGUGGUGAUGCUACUGAAAGAAUGGCUCAUUACGUUGCAAAUGCACUCGAGGCGCGCUUGGCUGGAACCGGGAGAGCAGUAGAUGCAUCCUUUAUGACCACAAGGAUAUCAGCUGCUGACACCUUAAAAGCUUACUCGACGUUUCUUACUGCAUUGCCCUUCAAAAGGAUGUCAAAUUUCUUUGCGAACAAAUCAAUUUGGAAGCUAGCUGAGAAAGCAACAAGGCUUCACAUAAUUGAUUUUGGCAUUAUACAUGGUUUCCAAUGGCCCCAUCUCAUCCACCAUCUCUCUCAGAGAACUGGGGAGCCUCCUAAGGUUCGAAUUACAGGGAUAGACUUUCCCCAACCAGGUUUUCGGCCAGCACAAAGGGCUGAGGAGACUGGGCGUCGCUUGGCAUAUUAUUGUGGGAAAUUUAAUGUCCCAUUUGAGUAUAAUGCUAUAGCAAAGAAAUGGCACACUAUCCAAAUUGAGGAUCUCAACAUUCAAAAGAAUGAGGUGCUUCUUGUUAAUUGUUUGUUCCGGCUACAAUACAUCCCUGACGAGACAGUGGAGGUGAACAGUCCAAGGGACGCUGUUCUGAACUUAAUUAGGAGGAUCAAUCCAGAUUUGUUCAUCCAUGGAAUUAUUAAUGGUUCGUAUAGUGGUCCUUUUUUUGUCACCCGAUUUAGGGAAACGCUGUUCCAAUCACAUGCAGCUUUCGACAUGUUUGAUGCUGUUUUACCACGCGAUGAUCAGGGCAGGAUGUUAUACGAAAGAGAGGUCUUGGGCAGGGGAGUGAUGAGUGUCAUAGCAUGUGAGGGUACCGAGAGGGUUAUAAGGCCAGAGACAUAUAAACAGUGGCAAGCCCGGAAUCUGAGGGCUGGAUUCAAGCAGCUCCCACUUGACCGAGAAAUCAUAGAGAACGUGAAGACUAAAGUCAAGCUGGGUUACCAUCAGGAUUUUCUGGUAGAUGAGGACCGCAACUGGAUGCUGCUUGGAUGGAAGGGGCGAAUCUUAAGUGCUUUAUCCUGUUGGAAGCCGGCUUAGUAAGUGAAAACCUUGCCAUGUUACUGCUUGGGGUGGAUAAAUUAUGGUAGUCUUAACAAUUCAAGUAUUUGUAAAUCUGCCAAAGGUAACACCUUUCUUCAAUAGAGUUUCUUUCUGUAUUAUUUUGUUGCCCAAAGCAGAAGACAAUAUAGGUGAUUGGUAGCGAUAUUCGCACUCUUUACGUCGUGUCCCUUUGCUUACAUUUGAUGGUGUAAGCAACAUUUUAGGUGUAUUGAAUAUCACCACUCUAGAUUUUAGGUAGUAAUUCUGGCAUGCCAAUCAUAUUUUGUAACCUCCAAUAAUCCAUGGGACCCCAUCAUCUUACGUCUGUGGUUUUGCUAUCAGUUGAUAUCUUGAACAUUGUACUUGGGUACUUUUACCCUCA